UUUGUUUUUGUUGUGUUUUCUUUUUCCCCGCAGACUUAUAAGUUACUAAAAACAGACCGCGGCCAUGGGAUAUAGGAUUGCGCUAUCGCGACGUGACCUACGUAAUUCCAUGCGGAAAUGGAUAAGGGUCGAAACCCAUUACCAACAUAUAAGUAACCACAUUGCAGACCACACGACAAAUUAAAAAGACUGGUGAAUGCUAUCAGCUAUAUAUCAUAAAGAUUUCUAUCAUUUCUCUUAACUAUAGAGAAUACCGCGUCUGGUCGUCAAAAAAAAAAAAACACGGACCAUUAACCUCCCUCAACCUGCCAUCUGAACAAAGACUAUAAUUAGAUCUCCAUCAAGUUAUGUAUUCAUUCUCUUAGCUUGAAUAUCGAUGCUUUGUUUUGUUAUUGUCAGCCGCACAGAUGAUGUUUUCUCUGGAACAAAAAGCCGGAAAAGGGUACAAUCUAUGAACGCGCUCAUUGGAUGUUUAUUUUGGAUGUUUUAGACACAUUUAUGUCGUCCUUGUUUUCCUUUCUGCAAAUUCGAUUUACUUUGAUGAACAGAUAAGAAAAGUCUAGUUUUUCUUGACCUUGGUACAUUUACGUCUAAUAGUGGUAAGUAACGAAUAAAACUUUUGAUAGAUUAAAAAGGGCGCGGCAAAGAGAGUUAAAUGUGGGACUCUUGCUACCUCUGUAUCAAUGCGCUUUUUUUCAUGCUUGUUGGUGAAAGUUUCGAGCCGAGUCUCUCCAGGGUACCGACUGCAUUACGACGUUGCAUCGGAUCGAUACCGGAGGCCAAAACAGAUCAAAUGCGGUCGCUAUGAUACUUCCAAGUAUUCCGGAUAACAUUACAAUCGCGCUGGCACCUGUGUGAGACGUCGAAUCCUUGAAGUCGACUGGCAGUUGUAAGAGCGGUGUAUAUAAAAUCUGAUCAAAAUCGUCGCCGUCACAAAUCAUGAGCGUUUACUUUUCGAAAUAUUGCGUCAACGGAUACCGAGAUAGCGUGCCAGGAGGAGAUCCACAAAUGCGCGAUAGAUUACUGGCAGCGAUCAAGGAGUUGGCUGUACUCGGCCCAGGUCAACUCCAAAGCUCACAGACAAGUCUGCUGAAGACAUCCACCCAGGGAAGGUCACUUGACAGUUCUAGAGCUACAGGUUCACCAGAAUACCCGAAGGUUCACAGAUCUCACUCAAGCUCACCACAGGCAUCCCGUCUCAAGCAAAGCAAUCCUCAUGGAGUUUUGAAAGAAAAGCUGAAACGCUCUGUUACGUUAAAACUAGAAAAGGGAAUUAUUAAGAUUUAUGCUAACAUCUUACAUCCCGAUGUGCAAUUCAAGACCUUAAGUAUAACGUUCCACACAACUAGCAAAGAAUUGGUCAGCAGUAUUCUUAAGAAAUACAACGCCCAAGACAAAGAUCCCAACCUCUACUACGUCGCUAUGGAAACAGGAAUAAAACACAAAGAUUCAGGUCUACCCAUUUCAAAAAUGAUUGUUCUUGAAGACGACGCACGGCCUUUGGAACUCCAGGCAUGUCAGCCUCAAGGGGAGGCAAAGUUCCAUUUGAGAAUAAAGAGCGGAGGAGUGGUACGAGUACGAAUAAGCACUCUUUGUCCUGAGAGUUCUUACAAGACAGUGUAUAUAGCACGUAAUACAACCUCUCGUCAGCUGAUAGAAUUGUUAGUCAACGGCAGUGGAACCGAGGAAAAUCCUGACGAUUUUACCCUUCGAGAGGCAUCUUCGGACUUAGACGUCGACCGGAUUCUUGGUGAUAAUGAAUAUCCGCUAGAAAUUCAAACAAAAUGGAAACCAAACGAGGGUCGUGUAUUUUUUCUUACACGAUUGAAAAAGAAGCCUGACUCGAACCCAGCAGUUCAAAAUGCUCCAGAAACAACGUCUGAAGAGCUCAGAAAUGAAAUAGCAAGACAAAACCAAACAAUCGACACAAUGAAUGAAACGAUCCAGAGACUACAACUAAAACAGGACAUAAAGACAGAGAAUUCACAGCACAUUUAUACGGCAAAUUAUUCCGCUAGCGAUCAAAAUGAUUAUGAUAAAAUUGAUGAUAUGAAUCAGGACACGUCAAUCAGCAAGAGAGUAAACAAACGCAUACGGUUUAAUGACAGUGAAGAAACAAACAAUAGACAACAAAGCGCAUCAGCUUACGGUGUUGAUUUGCACAAGCCGCGAUUAGAAAAGCAAAACGAUAGCAUCUCAAAGCGUCCUUCACAAUCACAAAUUAAUAAACUUCGUCGCAGUUUUGAUCGAUAUCGAAAGAAAAGUUAUGACGAUUCGGAUCUAGAAUUGAUGCGUAAAACUAACGUAGACAAUGCAGAGUCUAAAAAUGUUGAAUGCUCAUCACAGAUUGAGAGAUUUCGUCACAAUUUUUUAAAAUAUUAUAACAUUAGAAAUGGAAACAAGCUCCAUAAACCCAUAUCCAGGUCGUGGUCCACGUCAGACGCUGAGUAUUACGAUAUAGCAAAAAACCUCGCCUCCGUGGCAGACGUGCUAGACAAACCACAAAAAUCUUUACUGGAGCCUAACAAUUAUUCCAAUAAUCGAGAAUUAGAAACGGUUCUAUCAAGAAAUUCGUCGUUCAACAGCUUAUGCGAUAGAGAAAUAAGACGAGUCUUUGAGAACGCUCAAAUUCAAAAACAAGAUCCUGAAUCAAAUAAGACCCUAUAUGACGUCAUCAAAGAAAAGGAACUUGUUGCGGUAACAAUGAAGAGAGAGCCUGGUAAGGAACUUGGUCUGGAGCUUGCUCACGUGACUCAAACAGGCUCACCAAUCGAUGAUCCAUGUGAAGUCAUGUACGUUUUUCACAAAAGUGACGGAAAUACUUCGAUUGUUGGUAGCCCGACUAGUAUUCUCAGUGAAGAUGAUAACCAAGUUAUAGACUAUGAAAACGAGGUAGACGAUGUUUUUGCUGACAGUCCUUCUGAGCUUAGUCAGGAUAGUCAUAUUUGCUUUGGCAGUCAAAGCGACGAUUCCUCGCAAAGUAAUUCACCCAAACCAACUCUUGAUGAUACAGUUGCUGGUGAUGCAAAGAAAGAAACAGGGGAACCAGGCUCUCCUGGUUCUUGCUGUACACUAGCUGAAUGGAGAGAAGGGAAUGGACCCAAGCCUCACCAUGGUGUUCGUAUUGUGGGUGUCACAGCUGGAAGCAUAGCCGAAAACGCUAAGACACUAGAGAAAGGUGACGUCAUUGUUGAGGUGAAUGGGGUAAACGUCCUUAACUCGAAUCUUGAGGUUGUCAUCGAUGCGUUACGUCAUCAAAACACUGUAAGCCUGGUCAUCGCUCGACAGAAACAAGAAUCAAUGCGUCAUGUGACCACGACCAACACAACAAUGGUGACAUCUCCUCUUUCUUCCCCCAAUCACGACGACAUGCAAGAACAGGUCCAACAACUCGCUGCAAAGUUGACAGAAAUGGAGAAAACCCUCCACAAAAAAGACAAAUACAUCUCUCACUUAAAGAAAUCUCUUAUGAAGAGAAAGUUGAAACUUACUUCGAAAGAAAAGAUAGAGGAAGCAGUCCAAGUUAUUGUAUAACACACGGCAAUCAAGUCAACUCGCAUUUUACGAGAUGGUGACCGGAUUGCAUUCUGUUGGCAGUCUGAGAGUAUUCUAAGCCGUCUCCUCAAUGGCGAAGAGAGAACGGUUGACACGCGGAGGCAUAUUCUUUUUCGCUUUACUCUGUACUAUUUGGA
Molecule: messenger RNA, 3692 nt
Organism: Exaiptasia diaphana
Lineage: Eukaryota; Metazoa; Cnidaria; Anthozoa; Actiniaria; Aiptasiidae
Exons: 13
Coding region: 940-3534 (864 amino acids)
Biological process (GO): positive regulation of fibroblast growth factor receptor signaling pathway; signal transduction; positive regulation of epidermal growth factor receptor signaling pathway
Molecular function (GO): protein binding
Source: RefSeq, a predicted model, not a curated record